Penicillium taxi is the source of this 1434-nucleotide messenger RNA. Its product is annotated as DUF895 domain membrane protein. The record is from RefSeq and is a predicted model, not a curated record. NCBI's taxonomy places the organism in Eukaryota, Fungi, Ascomycota, Eurotiomycetes, Eurotiales, Aspergillaceae. The transcript has 4 exons. Bases 1 to 1434 code for a protein of 477 amino acids.
AUGGCAAGCUUGGAAAAAGGCGUUCCACCCACGGAUGAGGAGGUGACCAGUGAUGGCUUUCGCGCCUCUACUGGAGAGAGACACCCAGCUAAGCGACCUCAUUUGCCAGUGAAAUGGUAUCGCUCGACAUUCUAUAAUGCCCUCAUCCUGGGUAUUUGCAACUUUUUGGCCCCGGGCAUCUGGGGUGCAAUGAAUUCGUUAGGAGGAGGUGGCGAGGAGAAACCAUAUCUCGUCAAUACCGCAAACGCCUUGACCUUCUGCCUGAUGACGGUAUCCUGCUUUUUUGGCAGUGUUGUUGUUCGCUUCAUCGGCAUCAAGUGGACUUUGAUCAUCGGCACGAUGGGAUAUGCACCUUACGCGGCCGGACUAUACACCAACAAUCGCUUUGGGGAUACAUGGCUAGUCAUUCUCGGCGCAGCACUGUGUGGUAUCUCUGCUGGCCUCUUCUGGAUGGCUGAAGCCGCAAUCGCACUUUCUUAUCCUGAGCCUUAUAACCAGGGUCGCUUUAUGGGCUUCUGGCUGAGUUUCCGUGUUGGUGGACAAAUCCUGGGCGGUGCCAUCAAUCUAGGGAUAAAUAUCCAUCGUAGCACUGCGGGCAGUGUAUCAUAUACGGUAUACAUCAUCUUCAUCGUACUGCAAGCAUUGGGCCCGUUUGCUGGAUUAUUUCUCAAUACGCCAUCUCAAGUGCAGAGGACAGAUGGCAUCCCUGUCCGCCUUCACGUGGAUCACACCAUUGGAUUCGAGUUGAAAACAAUGGUCAAGCUCUUCAUCAACCGGAAAUUUCUGCUCAUCACUCCUUUCAUUUGCCAGGCAGUCUAUUCAGAGGCUGUAAUGUUCUCGUACGAAGGCCUGUGGUUUUCCGUACGCUCAAGAGCUCUAGGUUCGUUCCUGUCUGGAAUUAUCGCCGUGAUUGCAGGAAACCUUUUGGGCACUUUCCUUGACACCAAAUCGAUUUCGCUGAAGACUCGUGUACGGUCCGCAUUUGUCUUUGUAGUUGCUUGGCAAGGAAUGUGCUGGAUCUGGGGAUCGAUUGUGACGACAGAGUACAACAAGACCAAUCCUGUAUAUGAUUGGACCGAUGCAGGCUUUGGAAAAGCCUUCGCUCUUUUUCUGUUUUGGGUUGCUGGGUUUCAACUCAACUACAUGUUCCUAUUCUUCUUGGUUGGCAACCUGGCCGAUGAUGAUGAAGAAGUUGUCCGCAUCGCAGGCUUGUUACGGGGAACCGAGUCUGCUGCACAGGCUGUCUCUUAUGGCCUCAGCAGUGUUACCGUUAUGGCUGCUGUAGGAAGUAUCUAUCUCAACUUUUGCCUGUGGGGCAUUGCCAUCUUUCCAGCGUGGCUCCUCAUCAGAGAGGUUGGAGUCGGGAAGUAUAUUGAUAAGAAAGUUGAAAGAGAGACUCAGCAGCGUGUCGCGGUCGAGACCGAACAGUCUUAA